AUGAGUAGAUCAGGAAAGGCAUUGACCAAAUAUAAGAUUGUCUUCCUUGGUGAACAAGGUGUCGGUAAGACAUCGUUGAUCACCAGGUUCAUGUAUGAUACAUUUGAUGAUCAUUAUCAAGCUACCAUUGGUAUUGAUUUCCUUUCGAAAACCAUGUAUCUGGACGAUAAGACCAUCCGGUUGCAACUAUGGGAUACUGCAGGUCAAGAAAGGUUUAGAUCUUUGAUUCCCUCUUAUAUUAGAGAUUCGAGAGUGGCCAUUGUUGUUUAUGAUAUAACCAAGAAGAAAUCGUUUGAAUAUAUUGAUAAAUGGAUUGAAGACGUUAAGAAUGAAAGAGGUGAUGAUAAUGUUAUACUUUGUAUCGUUGGUAAUAAGAGUGACUUAUCCGACGAAAGACAAGUAACCAUAGAGGAAGGUGAAAACAAGGCUAAAAUCUUGGGUGCCGAUAUAUUUAUGGAAACUUCAACGAAAGCUGGUUACAAUGUAAAGAAUUUAUUUAAGAAGAUUGCCAAAUCUUUACCUGAAUUUCAAAAUUCUGAUACGAAUCCAUUAGAUACUGAUGGUAAUGGGAAAAAUAAUAAAGCAAACGAAUCCAGUGGUGAUAAGCCAGGUAUUAUUGAUAUAUCUACGAAUGAAGAACAAGAACAAGCUGGUGGUUGUCAAUGUUAA
This is a messenger RNA of Naumovozyma castellii, 669 nucleotides long. It is a transcript of the gene YPT6, whose product is annotated as Rab family GTPase YPT6. The transcript has a single exon. The coding region runs from base 1 to 669 and encodes 222 amino acids. Lineage: Eukaryota; Fungi; Ascomycota; Saccharomycetes; Saccharomycetales; Saccharomycetaceae. The record is from RefSeq and is a predicted model, not a curated record.